CUCCAUGCUGCAAUGUUAACCAAAGUGCUGGUACAGAGCUGAGUUUUACAAGUUGGUGUGUGCUGUUCCUUUAGAAACAGCAGAACUGGUAUCUCUGUAGUGUUCAGUGGAUAAGGGGCUAGACAAAGGGCAGACCCAUUGUUAACCUGCAAGGCAAAGUAAGGGCUGGCAUAGCCUAGGAGUGUGUGCUUGAGUGGCUAACAGACAGGUGGUGUUAAGGAACUGACAUCCAGCUAAGCACAAGCUGGUGGAAGGGGGUAACAAUGUGACUCUCAGUCUUGGAAACCCAAGAACCGUCACAUGGCCUGACCCAGAUGGAGUGUUUUGGCAGCUCUCAAUAUCCUUUGUUCUUUUUUCUGCAGGAAGAGUCAGUGGAGCCCCAGCCUAGUGUUUCCGUGAGUUAAGGGCUGGGAACAGGAAAUUAAUAGUCAGGGCUAUUAAUACUGCCUUCCCCAGGCAGCUCUGAACAGAGCAGCACCUCACAGGCUCCUUUCACAGCAUGGAGAUCUCCUGGUGUGCAUUUCUAGCAUACAGGCUUGUACUGUGGUGUAGUCUCUGGGGACUCUGCUUGGCAAGUCCGGACUAUGAUGAUUACUCCCAGAACAGCACCAACGAGCAAGUGGUUACAUCAGCAAACACACUGUGUCCCCGGGCCAUUCCAGGAGAGAAGGUGACUCGUGGCAACAUCACCUACCUGUCCAUCCAUGAGGACUCUCGCUCUCAGCUGAGCAGUGCAGUGACAGUGUGGCUCAUCCCCUGGCUCUACACUGCCGUGUUCCUGGUGGGGCUGCCAGCCAAUGGGCUGGCCCUCUGGGUUCUAGCAACUAGGAUUGAGAAGCUGACCUCCACUAUCUUCCUGAUGAACCUGGCUGCAGCUGACCUGCUCCUGGUGCUGGUGCUACCUUUUAAGAUCUCCUAUUACUUCCUGGGGAACCAUUGGCCCUUUGGGGAGGGCCUGUGCCGGCUCACCACUGCCUUCUUCUAUGGGAACAUGUACUGUUCUGUGCUACUGCUCAUGUGCAUCAGUGUUGACCGGUACUUGGCUGCAGUGCACCCUUUCUUCUCCCGCUCUUUUCGCAGCCCAGGCUUUGCCGCCUGCACCUGCCUCAGUGUCUGGCUCAUCACUGCCAUCUUCACCUUGCCCUUGAUCCUCUUGCAGCAGUCCUACCCCCUGGAUAAGACAAACAUCACUCUCUGUCAUGAUGUUCUCCCCAGGCAUGAGGAUGCUGAGUACUACUACUACUACUUUGUGUGCUUGAUCGUCUGCUGCUUCCUUGUCCCCUUAGUGGUGAUGGUGUUUAGCCACUGCUCAGUGCUGUGGAUCCUGCUGGGCAGUGGAGAGAGGUACACAUAUGCCAUGAAGCUCACGGUCCUUGUGCUGCUCACAGUCGUGGUGUUCUACACACCCAGCAACAUCCUUCUCCUUGUUCACUAUUCCAGCAACUGCUCCAAGCUCUAUGGGGACUUGUACAUCAGCUACAUGGUGAGCCUGGCCCUCAGCAGCUUCAACAGCUGUGUUGACCCCUUCGUAUACUACUAUGUCUCUGAGGACUUCAGAGACAAGGUGAGGCGGAGAAUUUUCAGCCACAGCAAGCGAACCAUCACAUCGCUGAAAACCUCUAAAGAGACUCUCCCUCAGAAGAGCUCCCACUCACAGUCCCUGGUGUGAGGUGCUGGCACCCUUCAUUCCCAUGAUAUCUGCUCACUCCAGGGCUGAGGUUCGGACACAGAUUAGAGCUCUGAGGUAUAGUCUAGGUAGGAAGCUAAUGCUGGCAGGGAGGUGAAGGAGACAGAUUCUUAAGACUGAAUUCAUCAGGGCCUUACGAACUCCUAAGAGGCUUGGAGCCCAAAUUUUGAUGGUGACCAUUGUAUGAAUACUAGCCUGUAACAGGGACAGCACAUAUGACUUCCAAUACAGCUGCUCUGCCCCCUUACUAUGCUCACUGGGUGUUACAGGUAUAGUCGACUCUCCAUAUAAUAGCAGAGCUUGCUGGGGGAAGGAACCUAGAGCAUUUGAGGGAAAAGUGGAAGCUUGGGAAUGCAUUUGCCCAAUAUUAAAACCUGCCUGAGCAAACUGACAGGGGAGGGCAACUUACAGCUAUCCACACACUGGUCUCAGCCUCUGAGCCCACACGUCUUGUGCACAAAGCCAUUUGGCUGGCGUGUCAGGUAGUUGCUCUGCACACACCAUGUGUCCAUACGCAGGCAGUUAGAAUCUUCUUAUCUGACUUGGUAAACCCUCAUUCAUGGAAAUGCCAGAGUCUCCUGUUCCUAGCAAGGUCAAUUUUAUCCCUAUUUCAGCAAAAAGAAGUAAAUUUAGGGGAAGUAGAGAAAGAGUUUUAGAGUUUAUAGAGUGAGAGAGAAAGUGGGAGUCAGGACUCCUGGAUUCUAUUCCUUCCUCUCUCUCUUCCACUGAUAUGCUCUGUGCCCUCGAAUAAGUAAUUUGCUCUCCUUGCACCUCAGUAUCCCUAGCUGUAAAACGGAAAGGAUACUUAUAAGGCUAAAUUAAUUAAUGUUUGUAAAACGCAGUGAGAUCCUCAUGUGAGAUGCAUUGUUUCGUGCUAAUUAUUCUAUGUGAAUGAGGUGAAAUGUCAGCUUCUCUGACAUUCUUCUUCGCAAAUCCUCAGCCCAUUGCUGGUAAGAAAUGUACAAACAAUAUCCACCCAUUCCCUUUACGCAAAAUGCUCUGCUAUUCAGCACUCGUUAUUUCUUUGAAGUGAACUGCCUCUCUUAUGAAGAGAGCCUCUGUUAUGAAGGGAGCCAGGCUUGUGCCCAGGAAAAAGGAUUUUCAUGUCUCUUCAAGACAGGAUAUUAAUGAAGCAUUGAAAACUCCUACGCUGGAAUCUCACACUUUUGUGUAACCUCUGUUGAGACCCAACCUCCCCACCACACCCACUAAAAUAGCUGACCAUGCCUGCAGCUGGAUUCAGGAAUGUGUUGCAAAUGUGACAAUUUACAGCCACUGUAUCCCUCAAAACAAAAUUGAAGGUACUUCCUGGCAAACAAACAAUGAAGCAGAAAUGGAUGGGACACCAGAAACUCCUUAGAACUGUUAAUACUUUGAUUCUGCUGAUUUGUGUAUUACUGUUGCCCUCUCAGUGCUGUGCAACAAUAUAACUGGUAGGUUAGAGAAAGCUUAGAGCCACAGCCCUGCAGUAUGCUCCCCCAUAGUAUUACGAGGCAGAUGUUAGUAGAGAGGAGAGGAAGACAGAAUUGUUUUAGAAAUCAGUUUUUAAUAAAAUAUUCAUCAGUGUCUAAAACAACCCCUUUUCUGGAUUCAUACUAACAUUUGUGCGAAGAAAACAAAAAUGUUCACAAAGCUGGGUUUUGUGGGUUUUUAAAAAAAUAUUCUUGGUGAAAAACUACAGCCUAUUUCCUAUAGGUGCAAUACUCUGAAUGCUGAGAAAAUACCAGCUGCUGAACGCAGGAGAGAUAUGAUGGAGUUAGGCCAAGAACCAGGGCCAUCGUCACUCCACCAGAAAUAGCACACAUGAGAAAACAAAACUGAGCAGAAGGGUUUUUUUUAACAUUAAGUUGACAGAUGUAUUUUUAAAUUGACAAUCUACUCACAAUAAUGAAACCCAGAUUAUUGCGCAUUAAAGAAUCAAUGUCAGCAAAGCAAGUGCUGUUCUUUUCAACUUAAUUUUUAAGUUGGUUGAAUCUUUUUCUAUUUGUUGUCUGUUGAGGCUGAUCAAGAAGGGGGAAGGAGGAAUGUGUGGACAAGAAAGAACAAAAUAAUUUUUGCUUUAAAAUAAAUACCAUGGUAAUGAUU
Gopherus evgoodei (Goodes thornscrub tortoise) is the source of this 3772-nucleotide messenger RNA. RefSeq names its product F2R like thrombin or trypsin receptor 3 (gene F2RL3). Gene Ontology annotation, biological process: phospholipase C-activating G protein-coupled receptor signaling pathway; thrombin-activated receptor signaling pathway; positive regulation of Rho protein signal transduction. Gene Ontology annotation, molecular function: thrombin-activated receptor activity. Bases 500 to 1669 code for a protein of 389 amino acids. The transcript has 2 exons. The record is from RefSeq and is a predicted model, not a curated record. NCBI's taxonomy places the organism in Eukaryota, Metazoa, Chordata, Testudines, Testudinidae. Gene Ontology annotation, cellular component: membrane.